UACGCUCGAAGAAAAUUGAGAAAUAUUGAUAUUUUUAUAAUGAUUUUAAAGCGAAAAUCUUCCAUAUAUUAGAAACUAUAAAGUUUUAUGGUUUACUAUGAUGAAGUUUAACAAAAUACUUACAAACUUUAUUUUUUAUACCAAACAAAAUUUAAACAAUAAGCUCAGUUAACCUUCAGAUUUCCUUCAUUUGUACAUUUUUAAAAUACUUUCUCCAGUAAGACACAAUUUUGGCAUUAUAAAAUGAAUCCCUUUGCUUUAUAUCAAGACCCCAUUCUCAAUGAGGAGCUAUCCAUAUCGGGCUAUCGAAUCGGCAUGAAUAUGGUUCCCGAUGAAAUGGUAAUCUCCGAUCCAAUCCUCCUGCGCCACAUCCUCUGCCUAAUAAUAGUGGCCCAUAAUUUCUUUCACCUGUACCUCUGCUGCCGGCAGCUAAGAUUGUGUAGAAAGUCCAAAGGGCCGCCGUAUCAAUUAAGGGGAAUAAUGUCCGAUGAAGUCUUUACGGCCUCCAAGGAUAAGCAACUCCAUAGUUCGUAUCUGGAGAUUUUCAAUCUGAUCAUAGAUUCUGUCUAUAGCUGCCUGGACUUGUACCUCUCGACUUUGGCUUACUUUUGGGAACUGACAGUGGACUGGUACCGCUAUGCGGAAGAAACUUGGUUAAAUGUGACCUUUAUGGCCAUAUUAUCCUCUUACCUAGUGAUCCGAAUGUUGCCAUCUUUGUGUUAUGAGAAACUGGUCCUGGAUGGCAAGUUCAAUGUGGAUCCGGAAAAGUCACCGCCUUUGGUGGGUUUGAUCUGUGCUUUGGCUUUCGUUGUGGUUUUUCUUCAGAUAGCCAUCAUCCCAUUGACAGCAGUUUUCAUGGUCGUUCAGCAGUUAAGUGUUUGGCUUUUUAUAAUGGUCGGCUGGCUAGUUCUGGUGGGCAUUUCCCUACUCCUAUUGGCCUUUGUCGGAGUCUUUGGUGUGCCCUGUUUGGGCAAGAGUCGUCGAAUUGAGGGCGCGGAUAUUAACAUUCAUUUGCAGAAUGUUCUAGACACUUUCAAAUUUCCUGGUCGCCUUUAUUUAGUUCACACCUUCAACGUGGGACGACCCACGGCCUGGGUGAUGGGCUGUUGCUGUUGCCUGCGUUUGGAUAUCCAUGAUAACCUAAAGCUGAAUCGUGGUCUGGAUACGGAUAAUCUAGAUGAGGGUCACGUGGGAGCUGGUCUGAAUGAAGAGCAAUUGGCAGCCUUUGUGGCUCACCAGUUGGCCCACUGGCGUUUGUAUCAUGUGAUCAAGACCUUGAUCCUGGUCUAUUUGAGUCUUUUGAUAUAUCUUAUCAUCUUUGGUUUGUGCUACAAAUGGGAGACCCUGUAUUCAGCAGCGGGAUUUACCACAUUAUAUCCAAGUACUGUGGGUUCUUGGCUGGUCUACAAGUACGUAAUGCCCAUCUAUCAAGACAUCAGCACUUGGGUGGUCUUUUUCUUUAUACGACACUUUGAAAACGCCGCCGAUGCCUAUGUCGUCAAAGUUGGUUACGGCGAACUCAUGGCGAAUGCCUUGCUCAAACUCUUGGCGGAUGAUGAUGAUUUUCCGUAUGUGGACCAUGGCUAUCUAAUGUGGCAUCGCUUACGACCAUCGAUCCUGCAACGCCUCGUGAAUCUUAAGCGUUUGACUAGGAUAGAUGGAGUCUCGACUAUAUCAUUCCUUUAAGAAAUUUUCCAAAUUCCAAAAAUCUUAAAUAAAUAUCUUUCGAAUUUUCAUUCGUUAAGUUUAUAGAACUUGUUUAACAAAUCUA
This is a messenger RNA of Drosophila eugracilis, 1771 nucleotides long. Its product is annotated as CAAX prenyl protease 1 homolog. The record is from RefSeq and is a predicted model, not a curated record. Lineage: Eukaryota; Metazoa; Arthropoda; Insecta; Diptera; Drosophilidae. Gene Ontology annotation, cellular component: endoplasmic reticulum membrane. Gene Ontology annotation, biological process: CAAX-box protein processing. Gene Ontology annotation, molecular function: metalloendopeptidase activity. The transcript has 3 exons. Bases 244 to 1686 code for a protein of 480 amino acids.